This is a messenger RNA of Symbiodinium sp. CCMP2456, 625 nucleotides long. The record is from the annotation of a GenBank genome assembly. NCBI's taxonomy places the organism in Eukaryota, Dinophyceae, Suessiales, Symbiodiniaceae.
AUGACUCCCUUCGUGGAGAUUGAGUCGACGGCGGGUCGCUUCGUUCCAUGGUGGCCGCGAUGCAACCCGGGCAGUUGUGGACAUCCAUCUCUAUGUGCCCGACCAUGCAUCUACGUGGCGAAGAAUGGUUCAUGCCAUGUUGAUGGUUGCAGCUUCUGUCACUUGCAGCAUGAUCUUCCUGUGCACAAGCUCAACCAGAGGCAGCGACACGUGUUGCAGCAGCUCGACCGGAGGAGCAAGAUUGACUUGCUGGUCUCAGCAGUAUGUGAAGGGUUUUGCCGGGAAGGUCUCACAGACCGGGCUGGCAAUCUGAUCCGCUUGCUCGAGGAGGAGGCAUCAAACCACCCGCAGGAGCAAGGCAUGCGGAAGCAAAAGCGACAUCUCCAUGACUUGCGCAAGGCCCUCUCGCGCAUGAUCUUGGCUGAUGCAUUCAAAGCCUUCGAAGAUAUCCUUCCCGACCGGGUGCUUGAGUCGUUCCAGGCCUUGCGCUUGAGCAUGCCGCCCCAGAUUCCCCAGAUUCCGGAUGGCGAGUCACUAAGCAUGACGCCCCAGAUUCCAGAUGGCGAGACAACUCCGACGAAACCCACCGUCACGAAGUGUGAGCUUACCUUGAAAGAGGCUCUUA